Molecule: messenger RNA, 843 nt
Organism: Neolamprologus brichardi
Lineage: Eukaryota; Metazoa; Chordata; Actinopteri; Cichliformes; Cichlidae
Source: RefSeq, a predicted model, not a curated record
AUGAUCGUCUUUUGGGUUACAUUGUUUUUUUUUCACCAAGGAUAUUCUCUGGUUCCAGUUGAAACUGUUCAGCUUGGUGAACCAGCAACCUUGACAUGUGCUAUUCCCAAAGAGCUCAGCGUUAGGGGACUCAAAUGGUACAAGCAGAGCGUCGGGGAUACUCUUAAAUUAAUAGUUACUCUGAUUCAGUCUAAAGCUGAUUUUAGUCCUGGAUUUUCGAGCUCAAGAUUUCGGAUAAAUAAUGACGCAAAUUUUAGCAGCCUGAUCAUUUUAAAUACAGUUCAAGAGGAUGAGGGUCACUAUCACUGUACAAACACAGAAUGGAUUGGAACUACAUGGGGUGGAAUAUAUUUGUUAGUUACAGCUCAGAGGACAUCAAACUAUGCAGUCAGUCAGUUGCUGAUAGAAUCAAAUCCAGUCUGUCCAGGAGACACAAUGACGCUCCAGUGUUCAGUCUUCUCUGACUCUGACAUCAAGACGUAUCCAGGAGGUCUCAAUAUUCUCUGGUUCAGAGAGGGAUCAGAUAAAUCUCUUCCAAACAUCAUCUACACUGACAGAAACAGAAGUAAUAUAUGUGAGAAAAGAUCUGACCAUCAGAAGACAUGUGUUUAUCACUUCUCUAAGAACGUCAGCUCCUCUGAUGCUGGGACUUACUACUGUGCUGUGGCCACAUGUGGGGAGAUAUUAUUGGGAAGUGGAACUACACUGGUUAUUCAAGAAAGCAGCGUGUGGUCACAGACAGUUGUUUUCUUACUUUGCGCUGUCGUGGUUAUGAGUCUGAUUGUUAUUGCUGUCCUCAUUUACACAAUCAAGAUAAACAACAGUGAUCAUCCCAAAGAAUAA